Molecule: messenger RNA, 1569 nt
Organism: Gamsiella multidivaricata
Lineage: Eukaryota; Fungi; Mortierellomycota; Mortierellomycetes; Mortierellales; Mortierellaceae
Exons: 9
Coding region: 1-1569 (522 amino acids)
Biological process (GO): protein sumoylation
Cellular component (GO): SUMO activating enzyme complex; cytoplasm
Molecular function (GO): SUMO activating enzyme activity
Source: RefSeq, a predicted model, not a curated record
AUGCCACGCGAAUCUCAUCUCGAAACGACGAUUGGCAAGUCGCUUGUCAACACCAUUGCUGAGGCAAAGGUGCUCAUGGUUGGCGCAGGAGGCAUUGGAUGCGAGCUGCUCAAGAACCUUGUUAUGAGCGGCUUCAAGAACAUUGAAGUGAUCGAUCUAGAUACUAUCGAUCUAUCGAACUUGAACAGGCAGUUCCUCUUCCAGAAACAGCACAUCAAGAAGUCGAAAGCGCACAUCGCAAAAGCAUCGGCCUUGGCCUUCAACCCCAAUGUCAAUAUUGUAUCGCGUCACCAAAAUAUCAAGGAGCAAGAGUUUUCCGUGGACUGGUUCAAAGGCUUCGAUCUGGUCAUGAACGCAUUGGAUAACCUGGAUGCAAGGCGGCAUGUCAAUAAGAUGUGUUUGGCUGCCAAUGUGCCCCUCAUUGAGUCAGGAACGGCAGGAUAUCUCGGACAGGUGACCGUCAUCCAGAAGGACGAGACAGAGUGUUUCGACUGUCAACCCAAAGAAACACCAAAGACCUUUCCUGUCUGCACUAUCAGAAGCACACCGAGUACAUCCAUCCACUGCAUUGUCUGGGCAAAGAGCUAUCUGUUCGGGCUACUCUUCGGAAACGCAGAAGAUGACGACGAUGAGGUACUCUCAAAGGAGAACAGCAACGAUGAUGAGACAGCUAAGGAGCUUGCGGCAUUGGCAGCAGAAUCGCAGGCGCUCAAGGAGAUUUUGGCAUCUGCCAACACAGAUGGCUUCGCACAGCGCGUAUUUGACAAAGUCUUUUACACUGAUAUCCAGCGCCUCAGGAGCAUGGAAGAUAUGUGGAAGAGCAGGAGAGCACCCACACCCUUAAAGUACGACGAAAUCAUGAAUGAAACGGGAGACCUUCCAAGCGCUAUGGAUGCCGCAUCCCUGGAAUCGUCGACAUUGAAGGAUCAGCGUGUGUGGACACUUCGGGAAACAGUUCAGGUGUUCAGCGACAGCUUGGAAAAGCUGACUGCCAGAUUGAAGGAGCUGAGAGAAUCCGACCCUGAGGCGACGGUUCAAUUCGAUAAGGAUGAUUCUGAAACUCUGGACUUUGUCACUGCGACGGCCAAUCUCCGUGCGCACGUUUAUGGCAUUGAGGAAAAGAGUCGAUUCCAAGUUAAAGCCAUGGCUGGAAACAUCAUCCCAGCUAUUGCCACCACUAAUGCCAUCAUUGCGGGCAUGAUGGUCAUGCUGGCGUUCAAGAUUCUCAACAAGCGCCUGGCAGACUGCAAAACUGUAAUGAUACCGAUAGUGGAUGCUCAACAUGACGCGAUAUCCAAGCCCAAUCCUAAGUGCUAUAUCUGUAGGAACUCAUACAUUGCACUUAAAAUCGAUACGGAAAAGAGCACUGUUCAGGACCUUAUCAAUCUACUGGAAGAGAAUUCAUUGAGCGAUGUCGAAAUUCAGGAGGGUGGAAGGGUGAUCUAUGACCCUGACUUUGACGAUAACGCUGAGAAGACCUUGGCGAGUCUACAGCUGACCGAUGGAAAGUUUGUAGAUGUCGUGAAUGAGGACGACCGCAAGAUCAUUGUCUGCCUCAAACAUGUGUAA